Scomber scombrus (Atlantic mackerel) is the source of this 1758-nucleotide messenger RNA. RefSeq names its product general transcription factor IIB (gene gtf2b). Lineage: Eukaryota; Metazoa; Chordata; Actinopteri; Scombriformes; Scombridae. Gene Ontology annotation, molecular function: RNA polymerase II general transcription initiation factor activity; TBP-class protein binding. The transcript is spliced from 7 exons. The coding region runs from base 21 to 977 and encodes 318 amino acids. Gene Ontology annotation, cellular component: nucleus; transcription preinitiation complex. The record is from RefSeq and is a predicted model, not a curated record. Gene Ontology annotation, biological process: transcription preinitiation complex assembly; transcription initiation at RNA polymerase II promoter.
CGGGCGGAGUGAAGAGAAACAUGGCGUCGACAAGCCGCGGAGAUGCUCUAGCCCUUCCCAGAGUUCAGUGUCCCAACCACCCAGAUGCCAUACUGGUGGAGGACUACAGAGCAGGGGACAUGAUCUGCCCUGAAUGUGGCCUUGUAGUAGGUGACCGUGUAAUCGAUGUCGGCUCCGAGUGGAGAACGUUCUCCAACGAGAAAGCCCUCAAAGAUCCAUCCAGAGUGGGAGAUGCCCAGAACCCACUGCUGAACGGAGGAGACCUGACUACCAUGAUCAGCAAGGGAACAGGCGCAGCUAGUUUCGACGAGUUCGGCAACUCCAAGUAUCAGAACCGACGGACCAUGAGCAGCUCUGACCGGGCCAUGCUCAACGCCUUCAAAGAAAUCAGCACCAUGGCAGAUCGCAUCAACCUGCCGAGGAACAUCGUAGACAGAACAAACAACUUAUUCAAGCAGGUUUAUGAGCAGAAGAGUCUGAAAGGACGAGCUAAUGAUGCCAUCGCUUCAGCCUGUCUCUACAUUGCCUGCAGACAAGAAGGUGUACCGAGAACAUUCAAAGAGAUCUGCGCCGUCUCCCGGAUCUCCAAGAAGGAGAUUGGCAGGUGCUUCAAACUGAUCCUCAAGGCGCUGGAGACCAGCGUGGACCUCAUCACCACCGGAGACUUCAUGUCCCGCUUCUGCUCAAACCUCGGCUUGCCAAAACAAGUGCAGAUGGCCGCCACCUACAUCGCCAGGAAGGCUGUGGAGCUCGACCUGGUGCCCGGCAGGAGCCCCAUCUCAGUGGCCGCAGCAGCCAUCUACAUGGCCUCCCAGGCCUCUGCAGAGAAGAAGACCCAGAAAGAAAUCGGAGAUAUAGCCGGUGUUGCAGACGUUACGAUCCGGCAGUCAUACCGCCUUAUCUACCCCCGCGCCGCAGAACUCUUCCCUCCAGACUUCAAAUUCGACACACCUGUCGACAAGCUGCCCCAACUGUGAAGACUCUCCCUACACAGUGAUAUUUUUCUGCUGUACUUACAGGAUUGUAUUCUCUUUUUUUUUUAUAAUCAUAUUUGUGUUGGAUUUGGAAGAUUUUUUUCUUGUCCCUCCUAAGACUUCAAGCCUCGGUCAAGGCAAACUCACAGGAAUAAAACGGACACACAUUCCAGUGAUUGAAUAAACAGCUUGCAGACUGUACUUACAGUAUUUCAAUUGUGUAUAUACUGUAUCCUGUAUAUUAUGUCCAAGUGGGAAAAUGUAAUUGAUGCUUGCAAUUUUAGGCUGGUUUCAUACUGUAUACAUAAAACUUUGUUUUUGUAGAAAAAUGACCAGGUUCUAUUUUGUUUGUUUGAAUUGUUCGAAUUAAUUUAAAAAUAAUAAAAGAUUUUCAGUAAAGCAUGGUAAGCAGCUCAUGGUUUGAAUAACAUUAAACAUUUGUUUACAUAAAAUCUGUUUUACUCCAAUUUUUUUUCGAGAUUGAACGUCUUCAAAAUCGGGGAAAAAACUCCAGUUCAACUUCAGCCGUAGUUUCAAUGACAUGAGUUCAAGCAGUUAAUAAAAAACUAACUCAUGAAGGAUGUGUACAAAUAAAAACAAUACCACUAUUACAAAUGUUUAAUUUGUGCAUUCAUGAUGGGUAACAAACGACUGCAAAAAUGCCUUUUCUGAUUUUUACACCGGGAUGAUGAGCGACAGUUGUGACUUGAGAAUUGGUGUACCAUCCGUAAAGUUCUUGUCUGUUCUGGCAACAACAUGCACAAGCAAGGAAUAAAAAACAAAA